UAUGCACACAAAGCAGUUAGACCAAAGUGAAGCAUUAGUGUAUAAUUAUUCGUGAUUGAAUAUUAUUAUUUCAUUUACAAAAAAGUCUUCAAAUCCGUAAAUUAUGAUCCAUUUUCGUAUGCUUAUUUUUCUUUUUCUCUUUUGUGUUUCUUUGUACAAAAGCGAAAUUCUCGAUGAUCAUACUGCGGAAACAUGUUUAACUUCUGAAUGCGAUUUUGUCGCUUCCAUAGUUUCGGAGUAUAUGGACCCUACGGUAUCACCAUGUGAGAACUUUAACCAGUUUGUCUGUGGUACUUUUUUAAAUAAAACAAUCAUUCCGAAAGGCAAGCACUCGGUCAGCAGGUUCAGUAUCGUUGAGGACAAAAUUACGGAGCAAUUAAAAGCUAUGCUUGAAGAAGUAACUCAACCCAAUGAACCAAGAUGGAUUACACUUGCGAAAAAUUAUUAUAGUUCUUGCACGAACACAAAUGAGAUUGAAAGAAAUGGUCUUCGUGGAGUAUUCGGUGAUUUAAAACAGUUCGGUGGUUGGCCUGUGCUGGAAAAAUCGUGGAAUGCGACAAAAUACGAAUGGAAAGAUUGCACUUAUACUAUGCAGAAACUUGGAUAUGGAGCGAGUUACUUCUUUGGUUUCCAUAUCAUAACUGAUCCUUUGAACAGCAAAAAACGUGUUAUUAAUAUUGAUCGACCAACCUUUACUAUUGGUAGUGACUCUUUAGUGAAAGGGCUCAAUGACCCGAUGGUCACUGCCUACUUUGAUUAUAUGGUUGACAUAUCAGUCCUUUUUGGUGCUGACAGAAAGAAUGCCAGAAAAGAAUUAAAAGAAUCGCUCUGUUUUGAAAUAAAUCUAGCGAUGAUUUCCCAAAGUGAAGGCAAUGAAAGCAAUAAAGAUGAUCUAAAUAAUCGAAUGACAGUGGCAGAUCUAUCUGAAAACUAUGCGACUAUUCCCUGGAAUAUGUACUUGAACAAAUUGUACUCAGUUAUUGAAUCCGAGAUCGUAAUCAGCGACAAUGAACCAAUAGAGGUGGGCUCGCCUAGAUUUUUUAAACAUUUUGAAACUCUGAUAAAGAAUACACCAAAAAGGGUGCAGGCUAAUUAUCAUGUAUGGCAAGCAGUUCAGGAUAAUUUGAAUUUUUUGACUGAAAAAAUUUGGAUGCGCAACUUAGAGUUCAGAAAUAUGUUGUACGGUGAAAAUAAACUACCAGAUAGACGGCAGCACUGUAUCGAUCAGACACUUACAACUUAUCUAAGAUGGAGUGUUGGUGCCCUAUAUGUCAGAAAGCACUUCAGUAGAGAAUCGAAAAAAAGUGCAGAAGAAUUAGCACUUGCUAUACAAAGGCAGUUCGAGAAAAUGAUAUCAGAGGCUGAAUGGGUGGACGAAAUAACAAGGCUAAAUGCUUUAAAAAGACUUGCAUCUAUGAAAAAUUUUAUUGGAUGUCCGAGUGAAUAUUUCGAUGAUAAUACUCUAAACGAAUUCUUUAAGGAAGCGGAAGCAUCUCCGAACGAUUUCUUUAAAGCAGCAUCAACCAUUGCUGUUUUCUGUUAUAACUAUGAUUUCAAUAAAUUAAGGAAGCAUGUAAACACAGCACACUGGACUUUACAUGGCGAAACUUAUAUUGCAGGCUCUUUCUUUGCUUUAGAGGGAAACGGCCCUGAUGUCGCUGCUGGAAUCCUACGGGAUGUUUUCUUCAACAGGCAUGCGUUAAGUUAUAUGAACUACGCUGUCAUUGGUUCUUUUAAUAUAGGAUAUGUCAUGGCUUAUGUGUUUGCUGAUAUUGAUGCCUAUAUGACUCAAGAAACGCAAAAAAUAUAUCUUGCGAAAGCUGAUUGCUUUACUAAACAGUACGGGAGUUAUACUGUUGAAGAAGUCGGCCUUAAGAUAAAUGGUACCACAACGCAAAUGAACAACAUUCUUGACAACGCAGGUCUAAAAGCAGCUUACCGAGCCUAUCAAGAGUGGUCAGAACGACACCUACCCGAACCCAAAUUGCGUGGAUUAACAAAUUAUUCAAUAUCACAGAUUUUCUGGAUUCUUGCAGCUCUCCAAGAAUGUGAAAAAUACGAAACAGAAUAUUUGAAAGAAAUCGUUCAAAGUGGUAAUGUUAGUCCAUCAGGAUUCAGAAUCGUAGGUACAGUGUCUAACAGUCCAGAAUUUGCAAGAGACUUCAAUUGUCCGCCUUGUUCCAAAAUGAAUCCAGCUGAUAAGUGUUCCAUAUGGUAAACCAUUAUUCGAUAUAAACAUUCCACUAUUGUAUGAUUUUUGAAAUUUACUACAUAUGUUAAAUUUUCUGUUAUUCUGAAUUAAAAUUGAAAAAAAAUAAUCUUCUCACUCACUGCCACUUAACUGGUUUAGGACUAUAUAACGCGCACUUAAAUACUUGAAAUCAUAAAGAAUAUACUCAUGAAAUGCUAAUGUAUGUGAAUAAAGGUGACAGAAAAUAAAAAUUGUUAAAGCCAA
Belonocnema kinseyi is the source of this 2455-nucleotide messenger RNA. Its product is annotated as neprilysin-2-like. The record is from RefSeq and is a predicted model, not a curated record. The coding region runs from base 104 to 2218 and encodes 704 amino acids. Gene Ontology annotation, biological process: protein processing. Gene Ontology annotation, cellular component: plasma membrane. Lineage: Eukaryota; Metazoa; Arthropoda; Insecta; Hymenoptera; Cynipidae. Gene Ontology annotation, molecular function: metalloendopeptidase activity. The transcript has 8 exons.